This is a messenger RNA of Bemisia tabaci, 2735 nucleotides long. It is a transcript of the gene Mgstl, whose product is annotated as Microsomal glutathione S-transferase-like. The record is from RefSeq and is a predicted model, not a curated record. Gene Ontology annotation, cellular component: membrane. Lineage: Eukaryota; Metazoa; Arthropoda; Insecta; Hemiptera; Aleyrodidae.
ACUGAAGCGCGGAUAUCAUGGGGUUCGAACCACCGUGCAAGGCAACGAACGACGCGCCGCGAUAACCGAAUGUUAUUGUCUCGCGGACUGCGCCAGAAAGCUUAGCGCUCGGAGUGAAUCGAUUGCUUUAGUGCAUUUUGAGUGGUGUGCCAAAGUGUUGUGAAAGAUCGGAAACAUGGCUCUGCUGUCGCAGAUCUACUCGCUGGAUAACCCCGUCUUCACGGCGUAUAUUUUCUACACAAGUAUACUCCUCCUCAAAAUGUUGUUUAUGGUUUUCGUCAUUGGGAGCCAAAGAUUCAAGAAAGGGAUUUUCAUCAGUGAAGAGGACAAGGCACUACAUCCAAAGGCUAAAAUCAGACAUGAUGACCCAGAUAUUGAGAGGUGUAGAAGGGCUCACCAGAACGAUUUGGAAAAUAUUCCUGCAUUCAUCCUAGCUGGAGCCUUGUAUCAAUUGACAAGUCCGAGUGCCUGGCUUGCGAUUCAGCUUUUCCGAUUUGGAACAAUUGCGCGCAUAGUUCACACAUUUGUAUAUGCAAUUGUAGUCAUACCUCAACCCGCACGAGCGAUUUCAUUUUUUGUCUCAUAUGCUAUCACCGUGUACAUGCUUGUACAGACUAUCCUAUAUGUCUUGUAGACAGCUCAAUGACUUAAAAAUUAAGUGAAUAUGUACAAGAUGCCAAAUUAGGCAAAUUUUUGAAACAAGAGAAACAAUUGUCAUGAUGAACAAUUGGUGACAUGAGAAAUUGGUAUCUUUUAGGAGAGGAUUUGCUACAGUGACCUUACACAGAUGUUGAUCAACUGAUGUGGUGUUGAUAAAACUAGAGAAUUUAUCUUUACACUUGAAUGAAUUCAGAGCAUUUAUUUUUGUUGAUACUUUUUCAGAGAUGGGAACAUUCCACAGACAACAGUUCUGGAACGCCAAUAUUAAAGUGAAUGAAUAAAAAAAGAAGAAAAAGAAAGUAGAAACCUGUUGAUGAAGUUUGAAUUUUUUUCCCUGAGCAGAAAAGAAGAGAAAUUUUUAUGAAUCUAAUUUGAAUUAAGAUGAAAUAAGUCAUCAAAUGUAAGGAAUAACUUAUUGAGCUAUUGAUUCGCCAACAACUUACUUAUUCUGGUCCCUCUUUGGUAUAAAAUUAUGUGCCAUCAAAACUGAUCAAAUUUGAGGCACUUUGCUUAAAGACCUUGAACAACAACUUACAUUUUCUUGUAGAUUUUCAAAGAAACGUAAAAUUGAAAAUAAAAUGUGCCUUCGUACAUUCUUUUUACACAAUAAAACAGAACAGAGCCUUGAAGAACAAUGGGUCAGUUGCAUUUAUCACAGAAUCCCAUUUUGAAACUCGAUUCUUGUAGAUUAGCUAAAAAUAGUAAGAUCUGUCCCAACCGCAGCAGUGACACCCUUGGUAUCUUUCUCUUUUGUUUGAUCAGAGAUGCAGAGGGUGCAAUGCAAAACUACAAUGACAUUGAAUGUAAACAAACUCAAGAAACAGACGGAUUUGUACUUUAAAGAUUUUCUUAUCAGGAGAUAACGCACUCGUCGCGAAGAGAUUAGGCGGUCAGUCAGUUCACCUCAGUUUGUUUACGUUUAACAUAGUAGAAGUUUCGCGUUGCACCCUCUGCAUCACUGAUCGGACAAAAGAGGAAGAAACCACGAAUGUCACUGCCGUGGUGGAUGAUGUCAAACGUAGAAAGUUGCCGUUUGGACAGAUCUUAUUAUUUUUUUCUAAUCUACAAGAAUCAAGUAUCAAAACACGAUUCUGUGACCAGCGCAACUGACUCAUUGAUGAUUCUUACCUGAAAAAAUCGAACGACUCCGACAUCAGUUCGGUGCCAGAAGUAGAUAAAGUGUCCAUAACCAGUCAGAAAUAAGUAAGCAGAGACUAAUACUCGAAUGUGAUUGUAAAUUGGAAGAACUUUACUUGCUCCUGUAAAGUGGUAUAUUAAAAUGACAAACUGCAUCCAACCUAAAAAUUAAACCACAAUAUUAAUACCACUACUUUCAAUAAAACACACUGAAAAAUUUAUUAAGCGAAAUUUGGAAAAAAGCUCUAUUUUAGAUAGCAUAAGCUGAUAUAUGCAAGACUAGAAUUUACACAAAAAAGUGUCAAAAUUUAAUGGCUGUUUUGAAAAAUAUUCGGAAAUUUGUGACCGAUUUGCAAUUUCACAAGUGUUUUUCAAGAAACAGGGGUGGGCCUAGUCACCACAGAAGUUACAUUACUGUUACGUAAAAUUUUGGAUGAUUCAUACCUCGGAAACAGAUUUUGAGUACAUAUUUUUUUGUAUUUUUCUUUUUAUUACUGACAACUAAACUAGUUCUAAUUAGUCAAAAAAUGGACUGUUAAGUUUUCAAGCAACUCCCAAAAGAUUUUCUCUUCUGGUGUAUCAAGAUUUUUUAGUCUUCAAUGAGCUUCAGUUUUCACAGGGGCAAAACAGAGUCGAAGAUUUAGAUAUUUCUGGAAAAGACAUGGUGAUUAAUUAGUUUUUUCACAUUAUUCGUAGAUUGUUCAACUAUUAUUAGAAUGUAACUUUAUAACUAAAAAAAAAAAAAAAAAAAAAAACAACUUAUGAAUACCUUUUACAAAUGAGCAAUUGAUCUUGGUUAUCUUUAAUAUACUUAUCUCUUGUAUUUCAACAAACCAGAACUGAAAGCUGAGUUGUCUUACUUUGCAUAGUUAUAGUUACAAAGAUUGGUGUAGACUGGUCCUAUGUCAGGAUAAAAUAAAGUUAUUUUUACAGUUAAA